Spizellomyces punctatus DAOM BR117 is the source of this 2332-nucleotide messenger RNA. RefSeq names its product acyltransferase, WS/DGAT/MGAT. Lineage: Eukaryota; Fungi; Chytridiomycota; Chytridiomycetes; Spizellomycetales; Spizellomycetaceae. Gene Ontology annotation, biological process: triglyceride biosynthetic process. Gene Ontology annotation, molecular function: long-chain-alcohol O-fatty-acyltransferase activity; diacylglycerol O-acyltransferase activity. The record is from RefSeq and is a predicted model, not a curated record. The transcript has 5 exons. Gene Ontology annotation, cellular component: plasma membrane. The coding region runs from base 120 to 1997 and encodes 625 amino acids.
AAAGGCCCUUUUGUCUUUUCUAAAACAUUAUUUGACUCUUGCCAAACACAGUCGCUCGUUGUUGGCAUUUGACACAACAUACCUCAUACCACCUACACUACGCGGACCUCUUUUUUUCAAUGGCGGAUACGAUUUUGGAUGCCAGUCCAUUCGCUGGAGAGGCAAAAUGCGGGACUAGUGGAUGCCCAACGGCCUGGGAUGUGGAAUGGCGAUUUGUUGGACUCGUCACACUCCUUGUUGCCUUUGUCGGCUUGGCACACCUUCGCCUUCAAUCAAAACUCGCUAUUGAUGGCGGCAAACGUCGUGGGGUGCCAAAGGAAUCGCCUCGGGAAGAACUCGAAAAGCUUCAAGCAAAAUGCGCGGACCUCGCCUCCGAUGUCAGACAAACUAUCGUCGAGGAAUUCCCUUCCACUACCACUACCUUAAAAAACGGUGUUCCUGACGUGGACAGCGAAGGAAUCGAGCAAGUCGAGCUUGCUGACGUCGGCCAAUUAAUGACAUGCUAUAGUCCGUCCUGCAAGGAUGGGCAGACAUGUUAUUCCCCUUCUUGCGUGCGAGGUGCGAACCGGAUUGCUCCAACCGUUGCUAGAGUGGAAAAGCCAUAUGAAGUGAGGCAUCCAAAGCGCGAGAGGAAGAUGUCACUGUUCUCCCAGAUUUUGUCGCACAAAUGUGGAGCGUUCCCGACAAAGACGGGAAUUCCGCCUACCACUGUCCACAGCGUCUUUUACCUGGAAAAGCUCCCGACAGUAACCCAACUCAAACGCCUUUUGGAAGAACGUAUUCUGAGCCGAUACCACCGUUUUAGCGCCAUCCCAAUUGAAAGUCAGGAUGGCACCAUUAGUUGGCAGCCGUAUGAAACCGUCGACACUGACGCCCACAUUAUUCGCAAAACCAUUUCCUCCGAAUCCGAGAUCAAGACUUAUGUUGAAAGCCUAUUUGGUCGCAUGUGGGAUGUCAGCAAACCUCUCUGGUUUGUCCACUUGUUGCAAAACGACAAUAACGGAAACUCGGCCAUUGUAUUUGAGAUACACCAUGUGUUGGGUGAUGGAUUGAGUCAGAUGCAGAUUUUGGGAGACUUUGUAACGAAUGAGAAUGGCCAACCGCUCACUAUGGAUGAGAAAAAGUUUAAGAAACUCCAGAGCCGGCGACCCAAACCGUCCCUUUUGAGUCGGGUUUGGACAAGGACGGUGUUGUUUGCAAACACUGGGAGGGCGUUCGUCAAGGUUUUGGGAUUGCCUAUCCUGAGAGGAGAUUCGGAGACGGCUGUAAAGACCGCGGUUUCUCGCUUUGCCAGCAGCAACCGAAUCCUCAUUACUGUCCCACCUAUUUCCCUCCAAUCCAUCAAGCUUAUCAAAGACAAGCUUCACGUAACAGUCAAUGAUGUCCUAUUGGCAGCCCUCGGUGGAGCAAUGAGAAUGUAUCUCCAAUAUCGCAGCGAUCCCAACAUCACAGAUCCAUCCCUCCGAUCCCGCGUCCGCCUCCGAGCCUUGAUGCCCUACUCUUUCCCUCGCCCUCUAGAUGACCUCCACAACAAAUGGACCAUGAUCUCUGCCGAGCUUCCGGUCCGUCAACCUGACCCUUUGUCCCGCGUCAAGUUUGCCAAGCAGACCAUGGACGCUAUCAAGAGCUCUCCAGAACCCCUGGUUGCUGUCCAACUCCAGCAACUUGCUUACAAAGCUCUUGGGCAUGAACUUAGUGCUCAAACGAAUUUGGACCUGUUUGCCCGCCAUACUUGCAUAUUCACCAAUGUCCCUGGGUUCCAGGAACGCAUUUAUAUCUGUGGACAACCUGUGUUGGGCAUGCAACCUGUUGUCUCUAACGCCUUGUUGCAGGUCAGUGCUGUCAGCUAUGACAAUUUCAUCUGGAUGAACUUUGUUGUGGAUGGGGAGACUGUGAUUCAGCCUGAGCGGUUGGCUCAGUAUAUGGUGCGCGAAGUAGAGGAGUUGGCUCGGGCUGCUGGUGUUUCGGCAAAGAUUUUGGAUACGAAGGACGAAUAAUCCUGAGAUCUUGUGGUUAUGAUAUAGAUGGUGAUCUCUGGUAGACUUGUUUAUUGUAUUUAUUUUGCCAUUAUAUAUCCAGAUAGCUUACAAUCUCCUCCGCAAAACCUGUAGAACAUUUCGUUACAAUGAGGAUGACGCUCAAAGGCAGUUGCGGUUGCUAUAAAUUUCGACCAUCUUUUAUAUCUCCUUAAUAAGGACUCCAAGCAAGAAUUUAAAGGCUGGCAUGGAAAACAUUUUCCCAACUGUGUUAGCGGGUGAAGAAGCGUUGUUUGUUCGGGGAGUAAAGAGAUGUGGCAUCGGCAUUAUCUGCAAUAAAGGUAAUCGCUCCCGCG